AUGUUUAGACCCACACGGCACCGUCAGAUAUCGCUCAAGUCGAUUCUCGCUUCCUUCAAGCGGAUCCGGAAGACUGAAGAGGUUAAUGAGCCGCUCAAGGAAAUCCCGAGUUCUACUGGCUCGGGCGCAUCUGUGGAACCGGUGGACUUCGAAGUCCUGGGCAUGACUUCGAGCAUGUUAAACAUCAAACUGCCGAAUGCUUCGAUUAUCAACCUCCGCUACAGCAACGCAAACCAGUCGGUGAUAGCAUUGAACGGCAAAGUCACGUCCUUGGCGGUGGAACUGGGAAAACUCGAAGGAGGCCUGAUUUUUCAGCGAUGCUUCAACACCUCUGGGCCAAUGUCGAUCUUGAUGGCCAACAAGCUGCAAAACUCCAACUUUACGGUAGUCAAUGUGUCAAAGGACACAAUUUGGAUAGUGGAUAGAGACAGCUUAGUGGCUUGGACUGGGAACUACAUUGAUUUGACAGGAGAGAGAAAACUGGUGAAAGUGGUAGGAUCCGGCAAGAUCGUGCUGAGCUCACCAGGGCAAACACUUCAGAUGACCCUCCAGGACGGAGAGACCGUGAGCGUGAACCCCUCGACCGUCGUUGCAUACACGGGAGAGACCCCGGUCGGACCUCGAAGCAUAGUCGACUUUGCUGUUCCGGGGAUAUCUUGGCUCACAAAAGUGUGUGGAUCGUGGGCUUCAUUUACAUCGUACGUUCGCGACAAGUUCCAGAUCCAAAAGCCGCAGAUCAAGGUCCAUCCAUGGAUAAGCAGUGCCUUCUCGCAGACAGCAGGUUUCGCUAGAAGAGUAGUAAACCGGCUGGUGACUGGCAAUCCUGACUAUAUGAUUGAAUUUUCUGGCCCACGGACCGUGCUGAUCAGCGAUGGAGUCCACUUCAAGGACAAAAUCAUGACCAAGGAGCAAAUAGAAAAAUUGAAAAAAAACUAG
Ogataea haglerorum is the source of this 936-nucleotide messenger RNA. RefSeq lists its product as uncharacterized. Lineage: Eukaryota; Fungi; Ascomycota; Pichiomycetes; Pichiales; Pichiaceae. The transcript has a single exon. The record is from RefSeq and is a predicted model, not a curated record. Bases 1 to 936 code for a protein of 311 amino acids. Gene Ontology annotation, cellular component: mitochondrial inner membrane. Gene Ontology annotation, biological process: inner mitochondrial membrane organization.